GUCGCUCUUAUAGCGCAGUUCCUCACUGCCUCUCUUUCUCACUGACUUAUUGUAUAUAUCAUUUCAUUAACAAGGUGUUUGUUGAAAUUCCUGAAUGAAGUGAAAAAUGGGUGUUUCUUUCAAGGUUGCCAGGGUGGGUUGGAGAUAUACGCCUAGGUCGAUUCGGAUCGAUGAGGACAGCGAAACCGAAAAUGGAAACGGAAAUGAUCACCAAGAGCAAGUGAAGGUUAAUGAGGGUAGAUUGGAUCUUGUAGAAGAUCAGGUUGCUAGUCAUUCAAAUAAAUUGGCUGAACCUGCACUGCACCGAGCGUUGGAAGAUCUUGGGGCGUCCUUUUCGAUCAAUCUAUUCCUACAUGGGUUUUCUUUUGGAAAGCCUUCAGAGGUUUUCAAUGAUGUACCAAAGCAGUUGAUUCCUUAUGAUAGAGCCUCAGAGGCAUUUUUCACUGCCAUUGAGUAUGGAUGGUUACCUGGAGACAUUUUCGAUCAAAUAUCUUGCAAGUACGUCAAUGGAGCAGUUCUUUGUGAGAUUCAAGAUUAUCGUAAUUGUUUGUCCCAGAAGGCAGGUGCUGAUUCAGCUGAAACCUCUCCAACUAUUCAUAAAGUGCUUCUACAUAUGUCUAUGGAAAAUGUUGUAAAGGAUGUUUUAUCUAUAUCAAAUGAAUCUUGGUCAUAUGAAGAUCUAUUGAAAGUUGAAUCCCGCAUUCUUAAGGCUUUGCAACCUGAUCUUCGCCUGAAUCCAGACCCAUUGUUGGAUCAUGAAGUAUCACUAACUAAGAAGAUUAAUUUGGGAAUCACCUGGGGUUGGAGAAAGAGAAAGCUAAGUUGUGUACAAAACUUCAACUCACAAAACAGUGCACAGGAAUCCAAUUUUCGACCCAGUGUAGCAUAUCAUGGUACAGAAGUCCCAACUUCACGUAAGGAUAUUUCAAUAGCUGUCCUCAGUAAGGUUGCACAAGAGAACAUUCAUAACUGUCAAUCAGUGGAUGUUUGCAACAAAUAUCCUGCAGCAGAUUUGUGUUCAUUCUCUACAAACAUUGGCAGAGAUCAGAAAGAAACUCUUUCUUUGGUUCCUUCUGAGAGUCUCUCUCAUGCAACAGUUUGUAUACCUAUCCUUAAAGGGAACACAAAGCUGCCUGCUGGAUUGUCCAAUGUCGUUGUAAAACAAGAGCCUUUUGAAACUAGUCAUCUUUUCAGUUCAGAUGUUCGGACUGUCAACGAUACAUUUUUGCCCAGUUCUCAAUCUCAAGUAGCUUCUGAUAUUGGAGCAGCAGCAAUAGGAUUGUUUCAAGGUGAGUUGUUGCCAGGAGAGGCAUCUGCUCCUGCAAAGCAAAAGAAGAAUUUUUGUCCCAGGGACUCAAGUAUAAUGAUGAUUGAUUCACUUGCCAGCACCAGAAACUUAAGUACAGCUGAUACAAGUUCUGCUUUAGGGAAUCUGCACAUGGUUUCAGAUGUUGUGAAACAAGAGCCUCUUGAAACUACUGACCUUUUCAGUUCAUAUGUUUGGAAUAUCAACAAUACAUUUUUGCCUAGUAACCCGAACCUGGAAAGGUUUUCGAAGAUUGGAAGGGUGAUGCAAAGGUAUAGAAAGAAUGAUAAGAAGCGCAAAUUGGAGCAACAGUUGCCAAAUAGACCAUUUUUUCGAUAUGAUCUUGUUGCUUACCAUCUUGCUGAUUCUGAGGACAGGAGCUUGAAAGAUGCUAACACUAGAAACAGAAUUUUCCAGGAUGAUUGUGGGGCCCAGAUUAAAUUAGUCAUCACAGAGAUGCUCAAUGAGGGAAAGGUGGAAACAUCUGUUGUUUAUGAAGAAGAAGAGAAAGAUUCCAUCAGUUUGCCUCUUUCAACAUACUGUCCUACUACUCAUUUUGCAGAUAUCUUUGCUGCUCAAUUCCAGUCAUUGUUGGUAAAGGAAGGAUACCACAUAGCUGGAGAUCGCCCAGAUCCUUCUGUUCAUAGUUGCGAAGGCCAGUCGAGUAGUCAACAUCCUGAUAUUAUACAGACUGAUGCUGCACCAUGUGGAUCUGUUCUACAGUCAGCCCCAAUAUUAAUCCCUGGAUUAUCGACUUCUAUACUUCCUCCCAUGAAGAGCAGAAUGUCAGCCCUUAACACCUGGCAGCUAUCAUCCCAAAAUAUUCUAUCCAGAAGGCAGCUGCUACCCCAUGUAAACUUCCAGUUGCCCUUCCAAAACUUGCCCAGUAAUUUAUCCAAACCACAGAUCGACAUUGCAGCACAAGUAAGCCCUAUAAAUCCACAAUGGCCAGAGAUUUUGAACAAACAUGACUACUUACAGUUUCAGAUAAUGCGAAGCCAGAGACAUCAGGAGCAACUCAUGCAAAAGAAGGCAUUGUUGGGAGGAUUGGGUGCAGCUAUUGGUGUUCCAGGUAUGAUGCAAUGGGAUAGUGAUAUUUCUGGGAUAGGAGAUGCUGUUAUGGCCUUGGGAGGGUCCAUGAAUUCACUGCAAAGAGAACAAGUCCCCUGGAUUGGCAACCUGGGGCAGUUUAAUAAUCUUGGCAGCAAUAUAUCUUGUCCGAAUAAGAGGACAAAAUGCUUUUGCAUGAUGUCUGAUUACCCUUCUUCACUUCUGGCAAAGCUGGCACUGGGGGAACCAGUAGCACAUCAGGGGGGAGCUAUUAUGAGUCGAAUUCCAAUCCAAAGCAAUGGAAUGGUAAAAAUGCAGAGACCAAGUAUUCCAAAUCCAGCUUAUCUUAUGAACAAUCAGCAGCUGCCACAGAUACAGAUACAGCAGCAGUUGCAAAUGCCAUAUUCACAGCAACAAGCAGGUAGCUUUGCUGAGCAUGUGAGUUCAUCAUUAGCUCAGGUUAACCUACAACAACUUGAACAACUACUACAAACUGGCAUCUUGGAAUGGAGCGCCAACUCGGCAGUCCAGGAGAGGAGUGAUGGGAAUGGCUUUCGCCAUGGUUGGUUCUGAAUGAAAGGUAUCAUGUUUUAAUGUCGACAAUAGGACUCUUAUCGAUAUCAGAAUAUGGGGUGCAUAAUUGGGGGUGAUGUAAAUACCCAAAUAGAUAUUAAUACAAAGACACAGGAAAGUGUUCCUGUCCUUUGCAUCUUUGCUGGUGAUGCCUAUGCUAAUGCUGUGUAAAACAUUAUAUAUAUGUGUAUGUUUUUACAUAGUCUGAGGAAAAAGUAGGGCUAGGAAUAUAUGUAUGAUUAGCAUGCAUAGGUUUUGCUAGCAAUGAAGUUUAUGAUUUGAGUUUCGGUUC
This is a messenger RNA of Manihot esculenta (cassava), 3221 nucleotides long. Its product is annotated as protein PHYTOCHROME-DEPENDENT LATE-FLOWERING. The transcript has 12 exons. NCBI's taxonomy places the organism in Eukaryota, Viridiplantae, Streptophyta, Magnoliopsida, Malpighiales, Euphorbiaceae. Bases 107 to 2929 code for a protein of 940 amino acids. Gene Ontology annotation, biological process: regulation of transcription by RNA polymerase II. Gene Ontology annotation, molecular function: transcription coregulator activity. Gene Ontology annotation, cellular component: SAGA complex. The record is from RefSeq and is a predicted model, not a curated record.